Messenger RNA from Drosophila ficusphila, 948 nucleotides. RefSeq lists its product as uncharacterized. The record is from RefSeq and is a predicted model, not a curated record. The transcript is spliced from 3 exons. NCBI's taxonomy places the organism in Eukaryota, Metazoa, Arthropoda, Insecta, Diptera, Drosophilidae. The coding region runs from base 95 to 514 and encodes 139 amino acids.
AUGUAAACAGUAACCAUUUCGAAGCCAUUUUUUCUAUUCAAAAUUGUAGUGAAAUAUGUGCUUAUAAUUUGUAGUCAAUGAGUGAAAUAUUGAGAUGUGUCUUCAUUUGUUCUGCGGCUUUCUAUCGCUCUACAUCGGGUGCAUAUUCAUCGGCCUUACGGGGAUGCUUAUUGCCAUACUUACCUUUGCCAUUAGCUUGUUUCAGCUCAUCGAUGGCUAUAAAAACAUAAUAAUUGUAAUUUUUGCAAUGGUGUUUGCUUUCGUAUACGCCCUGUCAAAAAUGUUUCUGCUCUUUGGAACGAUGUGGGAUUUGUGUUGGGCCCUUCUCAUGUCCUUCCUUGUCGGUAUUUUGGGGUUGGGUCUUCUAAUAACCGUGGUGCUAUUCCUCUACAUAGAAACCGAAUCCGUACUGUUCAUCCUGGGAGGCGUUAUCCUGUGCAUAAUCGAGCUGUACUACGAGUGGAUCAUCAUAUCGACCUGGUGGUGCUGUCGAUCCUGCACACAUGACUGCUAGCAGUUGCAGUUGGUGUUCGUGGUCCCUGGAAUGCAACUCGAACAUGUUCGACCCUCCAAAGAUACCGAGAGAGAAUGUUGGGGCUCGAACGUCUUGGACGAGGUCUUGGGGUCUCGAUCGGUUGUAAUGCCGUGAUCAGUCGCGUUAAGAGCAACCGAGUACUGCCUAAGAGAAACGCGAGGCGAAGUGAGUUGGGGUCUUGGGACUUGGAGGCUCUUGCGGCAUGUCAGUUCCAAUUGAGACGCGCGCUGGAAAUGUCGUUCCUGGAGCGAUCGAGCUGCCACAGCGAGUGAGCGUGUGUUAGUGAACGUGUAUCGCCCCCUGUCCCCUUCGAAUGCAAAACCAAAACCAAAGCAAACCGAAAAAAAGGAAAAUCUAAAAUAAUAUCUGAAAAUACACAAGUGUAUCUGCAUGUGCAGCCGUGUCUGUGAGAA